This is a messenger RNA of Fimicolochytrium jonesii, 2593 nucleotides long. RefSeq names its product ATP synthase regulation protein NCA2-domain-containing protein. The transcript is spliced from 5 exons. Lineage: Eukaryota; Fungi; Chytridiomycota; Chytridiomycetes; Spizellomycetales; Powellomycetaceae. The record is from RefSeq and is a predicted model, not a curated record. Gene Ontology annotation, cellular component: mitochondrial outer membrane. Bases 108 to 2366 code for a protein of 752 amino acids.
GUACGACUGAGGACAGGCACGAAAUCGAAGGGGAAGACCGUGGGAACCAGCUUCGAUAUCGUCCACCCAAUUCUUUUGACGAAUAGCAGGGAGGACGACAAUUGCAGAUGGCGUUCGUAUCGGAGCGACUGGAGGCUCAGCUUCGCGCACUCAACGGAGUCUUCCACUUGGACGCAGACCACGAUGAUCUAAGCGACGCAUUCCGCACUUUGUUCGGGUCAGCCGGCGCGGAAGUGGCGGCGAGCGUCGAGUAUGCAGUGGACAGCACCAGAGGAGUGGAGGAGACGCAGGAGGCAUGGCCUGAACCCAUCCGACUGCUCUGGCAUGCGUUGCUUUCGCAACCGCUCGUUCCCACGGUCGGACGACACGCAGACGCUGGCGACCAAGGGGAAGACGGUCUGCCAACAUUACAGCAAAUCGAACGGCUGUUCUCUCAAGUGCACAAGGGUGUCUAUGGAAGAGAGUUACGGAGAGAUUCAGGAGGAAAAUCAGGACUGACGGGCGAGUCUGCUGUCCUUCCCCAGGGACAUUAUCCGCUUGCAGAGUUGGCGUUCCUCUCCAAGAUAGCGGCGGUACUGCAGGCGACGUUGUUGCAGCGUCUGCUGGUGUCAUCCACGAGAUGGCCGCCAGACAUCGCGUACUGGCAAGAUCAGCAAAUGUCCACCAGCAAAACCAUCUACUACAUUCUGUCGAUGCUUCCUCAACAGAUCUCUCGCUAUUUGCAUCUCCUGUAUGAAUACACUCGCGCAACCACCCAUUCGUCAAUCCGUCCCCAGUUCCUCUUGUUCUCCGAUCGUCUGAAUGCAAAGCUUCGUCGAAACUUUUUCGAAAGGGCCGCCCUUCUUCCAACGACGCUCACAACAACGGCUUUCUUGGGACUACCUGGUCGAUUGCUAGCACUGACGCGUCGACCACUGUUGCUGGAUCUCGCAAGGAGAGAGAUCAGGUUCAAGGCAGAAAAGCUGGAGAGGAUCCGGGAGACCCAAGCCGCAUGUCUGGGUUUGCUGGCCGAGGAGGAUUUCAGCAACGAGCAGCGUCUUAACAUCUUGACCAAAUCGCUGGCCGGCGGCCUUAGCCGAGAGCAGGCCAUGUUGGAAGCCGCGGAGCGCAUUCAAGCUGAGUUGUCUCGGUCGCUCCUCCUCAUGGAAGCUAUUGUAUAUCGGAUGCAUGCCAUGGCAGACAAUCUGUCGUCGGAUGGGGAGUUAGCUUUGGCCGAUGUCUCCGAUCUACGAGCCCGCGUCGCAGACAUAUCAACCAUACCCAUCCCUCAACUCUACCGCCGCACAACCGCUGUCAUAUCUGCUAUCCAAACACUCGACUCCGUCUUCGACCGUCUUCGCCGAACUUACGGUCGCCCCUCCCACGCAACCCGUUACUGGCUCCCCACCGUCGUCAUUUCAGUGGCCGCGUACGUCGGUGGAAAGACACUAGCCGUCAGGUGGGACGACGUGGUGGCGUGGGCUACGGAUGCGAGGGAGACUGCGAAGAGCUUUUGCGUAGAGUGGAUCGCGAAGCCUUUGGAUAAUAUAUAUAAGACGGUUAGGCAUAAGGAAGCGAGGCUUGCUAUUAGCUCGGGGGAUUCGUUGAAUGCGGAUUUGCAGUCCCUCGAGAAAAUGGUGGUGGAGUACGCUCGAGACCAUGGCAUAUUAGACCCUUCUGAGAUUCAGCGGGUAGCCGAUCAAGCACAGAAAGGCGAUCUCUCUGUUGUUCUGCAGGCGUAUGCCGAGGAGAUAAAAUCCCCGAUCAAGAAUGCGAUUUCAGGCGACCUAAUCCGCGCCCUCCUAAUUCAAGUCCAAAAAGCCAAAGUAGACGGCGAGCUGGCGAUCGACGCCCUCGACAAACUGCUCCGCUCCAACGAACUCAAUUUCGCGUUCCUGGCAGUCACUCCCUCGUUGUUUUUGACCUGGCUCCUGUUUUCGAAAUUGGGAACGCUGCUGGGCGCGGGGAAGGAGAAGAAAAGGAGGAAGACUUAUGAGUAUAUCCGGGCUAGCUUGAGAAACGUCGACAGACUCCUCGCCCAAAGCAUUCCCCCCAUCUCCUUCCCUCCCGACUCCACACACCACACGCCCACAACGCCCGUCCCCUACAAAUCCCACGGCCUCCUCCUAUGCGAGCUCUACCUGCUCCGCAAAUACGCACCCCGCGUCACGCGCCGCGAAGGGUUCCGACAGCGGUUUGUGGAGGAUUUGCGGGAUUUGGAGAGCGGUGGCAGUUUUACUCUGGUUGAAAGAAGAGAGGAUGGGGAUGGGGAUGAGGGUGGGCAGGAGGAGGAGGGCAGGAGGAGGGAGGUGCAGACGAAUGUUGCGGGGAAGAUGUUGAUUGUGCAGAGAAUGUGGAGGACUUAUCCUUUUGUUAGGGGGGAGUGAGUGGAUAUGAAGCCGAUGCUGUUGUGCAGUGGGGUUAGGGUUAUAGCUGUGCAGGUUAGGGUUAAGAGUAGAAAAGACCAGUGGGAAGACGACGGCUUCGCACAGUGGUACCCCCAUUUCCUAUACCUUUUUCUAUACACAAUCCACAAUUCACCAUUCUAUAUAUGAUCUGACCAUCGACGGCUACUUGCGAUCGCGCGCACAACAGAUGCGUGUAGUGGGCAUGA